ACCAAAAGCCACCGCUAAAACCCUAGUCUCCGAAAUCGGUGCCUCCUCUCUCUCUGUCUGUCUCUCAGCAGUGAGAGUCUGAAAGACCAUAGUAAUCAAUGGCUUAUAAAUCGGAAUAUACGAUUAUACGACCAAUACAAGUAAUAAUAAGACUAAAAAAACCCUAAAUUAUUCAUUUCCUCCGUAACCAAAAUCAACACAAUCCCCAAUUUUCAAAACCCUCUCUCUCUCUCUCCGACAGCAGAUUAUUGUCUUUCGUCUUCCCGCCCUCUCUAUCUCUCUCUCUCUACUUUCUCUCUCUAUACUUUUUUUUUUCUGCGUCUGAGAAAAAGCAAAGACGGUGGACAGAGAGCUUCUUUGAAAUGCUCGGAAGUGAUGCAGAAGCUGUUGCGCAUAAGCCCUUCUUCCUCAGGCCCCAUUAUCUGCACUCUGGGUAAAACCCCUUCUUCUCUCUCCAAAACCUUUCUCUCUCUAACCCCCCAAAACCCCCUCUUUCUCUCUCCUUCCUCUUCCGCCCUGCAGACAAUGCCAGCCGCCGCUACUUUCUCCUCCUCAGCCGCCGCCGCCGGCGUGGUACCCAGGACGCGCGGCGCCGCUUUGUCCUUGCCUUCCAGACACUGCCGCAUUUGCCUCUGCUCAAUCGAGGCCCAAUGGGCCUCUCCGGCCCGUGCCUGGGCCGGGCCUAGGGUCGCGUGGCUGCGGGCCUCGUCCGACGUGCCGUUCUCUGCCUCCGCCGGCGUGGACGGCAGUUCGAAUAUGCCGGAGAAGGGUUUGGAAUUUUACGGUGAUGGCGGAGACGGUGAAAGGGGUUCGGAGGAGGAGAAGCCGACGGUGAGGCUUAAUAGAAGGCAGAGAGGAGGUUCUUCAGAUGGCGGUUCCUUGGCUGGAAACCCGGACUUGUUGACGAUUCCCGGUGUGGGCCCCAGGAAUCUGAGGAAGCUCGUGGAGAAUGGUAUUUCUGGGGUUGCUGAGCUCAAGCAAUUGUAUAAAGAUAAGUUUUUCGGGAAAUCUAGCCAGAAGAUGGUUGAGUUUUUGCAGAGUUCUGUAGGAAUCAUCCACCGAAACCAUGCCGAGAGUAUAACCACUUACAUCAAAGAGAGUGUUGAUGAAGAUUUGAAGGAGGAUGGUUCAAACUCUGAUUUGAUGCGAGCCCAGAAGAAGCGGCUUACUUUCUGUGUGGAGGGGAAUAUCAGUGUUGGAAAGACAACUUUCCUUCAGAGAAUAGCUAAUGAAACACUCGAGCUACAAGAUCUUGUGGAGGUGGUUCCCGAACCUAUCAACAAGUGGCAGGAUGUUGGACCCGAUCACUUUAACAUAUUAGAUGCUUUCUAUGCUGAGCCCCAGAGGUAUGCCUAUACCUUCCAGAAUUAUGUGUUUGUUACAAGGGUAAUGCAGGAGAGAGAGUCAUCUGGUGGUAUCAAGCCUCUCAGGUUGAUGGAAAGGAGCGUCUUCAGUGAUAGAAUGGUCUUUGUGCGAGCUGUUCACGAAGCCAAUUGGAUGAAUGAGAUGGAGAUAAGCAUCUAUGACUCCUGGUUCGAUCCAGUGGUCUCAUGCUUGCCUGGGCUUAUCCCUGAUGGUUUCAUCUACCUUAGAGCAAGCCCCGAUACUUGCAUGAAAAGAAUGAAGCUGCGGAAGAGAACUGAAGAAGGUGGUGUGUCACUGGACUAUCUCCGCGACUUGCAUGAAAAGCAUGAGAGCUGGCUUUUCCCUUUCGAAAGUGGCAAUCACGGGGUCUUAUCUGUCAAUAAGCUACCUUUACAUACAGACAGCUCUUUGCACCCCGAAAUUAGGGGCCGUGUAUUCUUUUUAGAGGGUGACCAUAUGCAUUCAAGUAUUCAAAAGGUACCUGCUUUGGUUCUUGACUGUGAGCCCAAUAUUGAUUUCAGUAAAGAUAUUGAUGCAAAGAGGCAGUAUGCUCGCCAAGUUGCAAAGUUCUUUGAAUUUGUUAAGGAAAAGAAAGAAGUUGAACCUACAAAAGCUGGUGAGGUUGAGAAGACUAGACAACCGCAAAUACUCUUGCCGCGUGAAGGAGAAUUGUGGGUUCCUAACAAGCAUUUUCCAGAGUCGGCCCUUAAAUCUCUGGAUUUCAGGCGAGCGAUGUCCUUCAUGUCUGGCUAGGCAGUUUUUCCUCGGGCAUAUAUUAUGGUAUGGAAUUCAUAGGAUUAGGAUUCAUCUCAGAGGGUUUGUUUCGUGGGGUUUGUGGCUGGGUGAGGAUGUAUUUAUUGAAGAUUUCUUGUGCGUGUACAAAAGUGUCUUAAGUUAACACCUUAACCCCAAGAGAUGUAGAGAAUACUAGUGCGGUUUUGAAAUGCUUCUGUCUUUUGCUGUUCAA
Molecule: messenger RNA, 2332 nt
Organism: Morus notabilis
Lineage: Eukaryota; Viridiplantae; Streptophyta; Magnoliopsida; Rosales; Moraceae
Exons: 5
Coding region: 376-2118 (580 amino acids)
Cellular component (GO): cytoplasm
Molecular function (GO): deoxynucleoside kinase activity
Source: RefSeq, a predicted model, not a curated record